Molecule: messenger RNA, 2871 nt
Organism: Protobothrops mucrosquamatus (brown spotted pit viper)
Lineage: Eukaryota; Metazoa; Chordata; Lepidosauria; Squamata; Viperidae
Gene: TTLL10
Product: tubulin tyrosine ligase like 10
Exons: 14
Coding region: 1-2871 (956 amino acids)
Biological process (GO): protein modification process
Source: RefSeq, a predicted model, not a curated record
AUGGCUGAUCUGAAAAACACGCCCUCUAGAGCGCUCUCCGAGCACGUAGGGCACGCCGAGUCAAGCCAUUGUCCAGAGCACAAGUGGGCUUCGGCAACGGAGGUCGUGGAGAAAAAAUCUAUUUUCUACCCGCUGAGCGAGCAAGACCAACCUGCAGAAGAGGACGCCGGCCCUUCCCAAAGCCGUCCUCCCUCGCCACCUGCAGAUGAAGGAACGUCAGUCAGGACGGCAUCCGUUGCAGCACCUCUCAGCACCCGCGGACUGAGCAGCAGCGAGCAGGUGGGAGCCCUGGACCUUCAGGUGCGCCCCAGGUUGGGCUGGGAGAUCCCUCAGAUAACCUUGGGGAAAACAGAUGAAGGUGUAGAGUCCGGCCAAGGUCGGGAUGAAGCCCCGAGCUUCGGCGAGGCUGUGGCAGAGGGGGAAGAGGCCCGGAGAGAAGGGGGCGAGGCGGAUCCUGUGAAGACCCUCCCAGAAGAUCAAGGCCAGGACCCUCCUGGCCGGGGGGAGGACUCAGUCGGAGACUUGACCCAGACCUCCCCUUCCAGUUGCAAGGUAAAGUCCAUGUCGGGCCACGUCGGAAAAUGGAACAAGAACCUGACGUCCAGAACGCGAGGCGUUUUGUGCCCUGAUGGACCUCCGCCAGUAGCCCCAGGAUGGAUGAGCGAAAGACCGCUGGAUGGCAAUGAAAGAGCAGCUGCCCUCCGUUUAGGCUUCCGUUGGUUCCCAUACUACAACGAAGCAGAUCCCAAGGGCGUAGAAAACAGGAGGCAGAAAUACCGCGCUCUUUUUCCAAGCCAGGCACUGAAGCAGUGGAAGACAUACAAGCAAAAGGGGCUUCCCAAAAUAGCCGAAGGGAGAUUCACCUAUGAAUUCAGAUCAAAGAAGCCCAGAGCCAUUCUGAAGGCAGCGCUCCGAAUGAGUCACCUGGACGAGAGGAGAAACGAAGAAGCCCCGGCAUCCGGGCCGUUCUUUUACAUCGGCGGAGCGAAUGGGGUUGAGACCCUGAGUAAUUACUGCAAAAGCAAAGGGUGGCAACGGAUUUAUGACAACCGGAGGGAAGACUACGUCUUGAAAUGGUGCGAGACCAAGUUUCGGGACACCUAUUGCAACUUCCGAGAAGGAGAGCAGCUUCUCUACCAGAUCCCAAACAACAAGAUCCUGACGACAAAGAUCGGCCUGUUGAUGAACCUCAGGGAAUAUGAUCGGGUGAUGAAGAAAAUUGGCCAGGCAGCCAGAUUGCUAAAAAUGGAAGAUUUUUUCCCGGAGACGUUUCGUCUGGACACCAAAGACGAGAGAGAAGUCUUCUUUGAAAUGUACAGAGAACCUCAGAUUUGGAUCUGCAAGCCCACCAGCUCCAACCAGGGCCGAGGGAUUUUUCUCCUGAAAAGCCAAGCGGAGAUCCGAAGCCUGCAAGCCAAACUCCAAGGCAUGGAGGACGAGCCCGGCUAUAGGAAGCUGCCUUACAAACUGCCUCAGGCACGAAUCGUCCAAAGGUACAUCGACCGCCCUCUGCUGCUGGAGGGGAAGAAAUUUGACGUCCGCUCUUACCUGCUCAUCGCCUGCACCGUGCCCUACAUGGUCUUCUUCGGCCACGGCUACGUCCGCCUCACCUGCCUCAACUACGACCCCAAGUCCGACGAUCUCACGUCUCAUUUGACCAACCAGUACGUGCAAAAGAAGAGUCCCAUCUACACCCACGUCAAGGAGGAGACGGUGUGGCUGAUGGACCGCUUCAACAACUACGUCAACGAGAAGUUCAGGCAGGCCAAAGGUCUCCCCAGAGACUGGGUCCUUAACAGCUUUACCAAGAGAAUGAAAGAAAUCAUGUUGCAGUGUUUUCUCUCGGUCAAAUCCAAGCUGGAAUGCAAACUGGGCUUCUUUGAUCUCAUCGGCUGCGACUUUUUGAUCGAUGAAGAUUUUAAGGUGUGGCUCUUGGAAAUGAACGCCAACCCUGCCCUGCACACCAACUGCACGGCGCUGAGGAACGUGAUCCCCACGGUGGUGAACGAGACGCUGAAUCUGACCGUGGAGAUCUUCACCAAGGCUCAGAAGACCCAGAGCCUCCUCCCUCUGGAGUCCCUCUGCCACUUCGUCCUUCUCUACAACGGAACGGCUUCCAACAACGGGCUCCCCCUGCCAGCCAAGAGCAAGACCUCCCUCUGUUCCCUCAAGACCCCCCGGGCGAGUCUGGAGAGAGCCAGCGGCAGCAGCAGCAGCCCCGGGGUGCCCAACCUUCCGCCGGACAAACCGCCGCCCCCCAAAGUCUCCGAGAAAGCGCCAAAGGCAGACAGCCGAGGAGACAGCAAGGGAGAGCCCGCGGGCGCUCCGGAAGGGCUGGCUGUGCCCCCCAGCAAAGGCGUCCGACGGGACCCGCUCCCCAUGCCUCAGAUCCAGAUCUCCAUCGUCCCCAGCCUGACCUGCUGCCCUUCCGUCAAAGCCAUCCUCCGGGGGCAUCAAGUCUGCACCAGCGGCAACCAGUACAUCAUCAAACCGGUUCCGGCCGCCCCGGACAAGGCCGAGGGCGCCGAGGAUCAAGGCAAGGCCCUCAACCUGCCCCGGGGGAACUCGAAAGAUAAGUCCUACGCCACCUGGUUCCAGCAGACCUUCGGGACCAAGCUGCCGCCGGCCAGCGACAACCCCAACGGCGGGGAGAACGCCUUGACCAGCUCGCAGAUGCUCUCCCUCCAUCUGCAGUCCAGCCUGCCGCCCAACAGCUUGCUUCUUCCGGAGUUCCCCAAGUCCUUCUCCCCGCUCGGGGUCCCCGCCAAGAGGCUGCCGGCAGCCGAGACCAAGCCCAGGGCCGUCGCCGUGAGUCACAGUUGCCGGGAAUUGCUCCCGGAGGAGAAAAAGGUCUCCCACCGGGGUUCUUAA